GGUCUAGGUUAUUUGGGGGAGUGUAUUUCAGGUGUCAGGAAGCAGUGUGGCCUCUGUUCGUUUCGUUUUCCCCCUUUGAAACGACCGAAGAGGAUUUAGUGUCGCUGCUCAGCCGACGGCGGGGAAUAAAUCUGAAUCCAGGGACCAGGAUUUAGCUGAGGUUCUGGACUCUGGAGGGUCAGAUAGUGAGAUGGAGAGCAUCGUGCAGAUCCAAGAGCAUUCAGCUGAACACAGAGCCAAGAUGUGGAAGAUUGCUCUGAACGUCUCUGGAAAAGGAGACAGCCUGUCUCCUUGGGACGGCGUGCUCGAUUUACCAGAACAGACACUCAUUCACAACCGCAGUCAGCAGCUGAUUGACCAGCUGGAGGUUUCAGAGGCAGAGAGGAGUGAAAUGGUGUCGGACGUUGAGUCGGUCAUCACUUUCUACUGCAAGUCUCGCAACAUCACCUUCACCCCGGAGCUCAGCUUGCCUCACCUGCUCAAGCCACUGCUGGGGCUAAAGUUACCCCGCAGCGACCUCUACAACUGCUUCUAUGCUAUCAUGAACAAGUACAUCCCCAGGGAGUGUGUGCCCAACGGACGACCCUUCCACCUUUACAGACUAUUGCUGCAGUAUCACGAGCCGGAGCUUUGCUCCUUCCUGGACACCAAAAAGAUCACACCUGACUCCUACGCUAUCAACUGGCUGGGUAGUCUGUUUUCCAGUCACUGCAGGCCUGAGGUCACCCAGGCCUUAUGGGACUCAUACCUCCAACAGGCUGACCCUUUCCUCAUCUUCUUCCUCAUGCUCAUCAUCCUCGUCAAUGCCAAAGAGUCCAUCCUUUCAGAAGAAGGAGCCAGCAAAGAAGACAUCAUCAAAACGCUGGAAACGUCUCCGUCUCUUCUGGAAGCAGAAGAUGUUGAAGAUUUGUUUUUACUGGCUCAGCAUUACCAGAGCAAAACCCCCCUGUCCCUCAGAAAGAUGAAUCAGAAUCUGUUUGGGAGCAGCCUCGUGGCUCUCAAAGAGGAGGAGACCGACCUGAGUCAGGCUCUGUGCCUCCCUGUGUCCGUCCCUGAAAUCCUGCAGGCCAACCAGCUUCAGCCGGACGGGGUGCGUUUCUUUGUGGUGGACUGUCGACCUGCAGAGCAGUACAACGCCGGGCACCUGUCCACCGCCUUCCACCUGGACUCCGACCUGAUGCUCCAGAACCCCUCUGAGUUUGCUCUGUCCGUGAAGUCCCUGCUGGAGGCCCAGAAGCAGUCUCUGGAGUCGGGCUCCAUCGCCAGCGGAGAGCACCUGUGCUUCAUGGGCAGCGGGAGAGAAGAGGAGGACAUGUACAUGAACAUGGUGCUGGCUCAUUUCCUACAGAAAAACAAAGAGUAUGUGAGCAUCGCUAAGGGAGGCUUUAUGGCGCUCCAGAAGCACCUGGUAGACAUGAAUGUGGAAGGCCUCGACUCGUCGUACAUGAACUGGAUAGUCAGCACAUCUGGAUCUCACAGCAGCCUCAGCUCUGUUGAUGGAGAGUCUCUGAGCAGCCCUGGAGACGGCAAAGGUGUGAAGUCUCUGGUCAAUAAAAUGACUUUUGCGCUCAAGUCCAAGUCGGUCAACGUAAAGGAGAAGAUGAUCAGCUUCAUUGAGAACACAUCUGCGCCCGUUGACAGAAUAUCUUUCAAUCUGCCUUGGCCAGAGAAGGUGAUUCCAGAUCGACACGUGAGCAGCAGCGACCGCGUCGGUAAACCGUACCGAGGGGUGAAGCCCGUCUUUAGCAUCGGUGACGAAGAGGAGUAUGACACAGAUGAGAUCGACAGCUCGUCGAUGUCAGACGACGACCGAAAGGAGAUUGUGAACAUUCAGACGUGGAUGAACAAGCCAGAUGUGAAACACCACAUUCCCUGUAACGAAGUCAAAGAAACAGGUCACAUGUUUCCCAGUCACUUGUUGAUUACGGCGACUCACAUGUACUGCCUUAGAGAGAUUGCCUCCAGGAAAGGAUUCGCUUACAUCCAGUCCAGACAAGCACUGAGCUCUGUGGUGAAGAUCACAUCCAAAAAGAAGCACCCAGAACUUAUCACUUUCAAAUUUGGGACCAACAAUUCAGCCGGAGUGGAAAUAUCUGCAGUUGAGAGAUAUCUAAUACCAAACGCAGGCGACGCCACAAAAGUCAUCAAGCAGCAGAUCAUGAAGGUAUUAGACGCUCUGGAGAGCUCGUAAACGGAGACGAUGGAGUCCUCAAGGGAGGCUGUGGUCACAGACGAUGAGAUAAACUGUAAGAAGAGUCGUCUCCUCCCGCUCUCCCUUUGGGUGUCCUCCCUCAUGGACAGAUCCCAGUGCAGUGUUGGACUCUGACGCCCUGUGUCUCCCCCCUAUGGGACAUUUGGACACGCCGCCAACAGCGGACCCGUGGUACCCGGCUGCUUGUGUCCAAAUACUUAGGUGCUCCGCAGUCCUCCAACCAUUACCUGUGACUAAUUUAAAAACAUGUUGGUUAUGUUGUGUGUUCUUCAUUUUAGUGCCGCUGGGCUUUGAUGUUGCGCUGGCCUUAACGUAGCAGACUGGCCAGCAAGUGGCGAACCUUUACAUAACUGACCCUUUGGUUUGACUCAAGCAUCUUAGUUCAAGCUGACUUGUUUUUCCUGUGAACGGUUUUGCAUCUUUCUUUACACACUUAGUAAAUUUAUUGUUCGUCAUUCCAGUUAGAUUGCAUCUGCUGACCUUGGACAUAAAGAGCUACGUCCUGAAGGAGGAAACGGUGAUGCUGGUGAUGCCCAGCUUUUU
Messenger RNA from Fundulus heteroclitus (mummichog), 2755 nucleotides. RefSeq names its product TBC1 domain family, member 23 (gene tbc1d23). Gene Ontology annotation, cellular component: trans-Golgi network. The transcript has 19 exons. The record is from RefSeq and is a predicted model, not a curated record. Gene Ontology annotation, biological process: embryonic brain development; retrograde transport, endosome to Golgi. Lineage: Eukaryota; Metazoa; Chordata; Actinopteri; Cyprinodontiformes; Fundulidae. The coding region runs from base 191 to 2191 and encodes 666 amino acids.